Messenger RNA from Nymphaea colorata (pocket water lily), 1353 nucleotides. RefSeq lists its product as uncharacterized. The coding region runs from base 522 to 1058 and encodes 178 amino acids. Lineage: Eukaryota; Viridiplantae; Streptophyta; Magnoliopsida; Nymphaeales; Nymphaeaceae. Gene Ontology annotation, molecular function: acyltransferase activity, transferring groups other than amino-acyl groups. The transcript has a single exon. The record is from RefSeq and is a predicted model, not a curated record.
GGAUCUUGGAAAACCUUAUACACCAAUAUGUAAAUGAAAAAAAUAUCUGCUGCGAGACUUGUCGUCCUUACUGCUAAACGGGUUUGAAUUCGAAUCAAAGAUAAGAUAGAUCCAAAUCCAUCGGCAUCCCUAACUCGUAAAACAUACUUACGAUGCUAUCCCAAGCUAAAAGCAAGUUUACAAUGCAAAUGAAAUAAAACGCACCAUGAAAUAGGAAAUUUUAGAACUUCUAGGCGCGGCAAUGUUAUUUUGCUGAAAGUUACGUGUCAUCUCUGACUUUGAGGCCACGGAAUCCAACAGGACGCUUCUGCGCCUCGGCGUGCCAUCGCAUCUGGUUGCUUUCGACGCAAGGAAAGCCGCCAACGGUCAAAAAAACCCAUACUGGUCCACGGUCUCCGUCCCUCCCUCUCUCCCUCACUCAAUAUAUAAUUCUGAUCCUCUCGUUUUCUCUGUAAAUCAGACCCAGGUCUCUGCGAAUCAUCAUCACCAUCACUCUCCCAUCUCCCUGUCGACAGUAAGAGAUGGAAGCCGAAGACGGUGAAGAAGGGUUCACGAUUUCUCUCCGUCCGUUGGAACUGACGGACGCCGACGACGUGAUGGGGUGGGCAACCGACGCCAGAGUGGCGCGGUUCUGCCGGUGGGAGCCCUACGCCUCCCGGGACGACGCCGUGGCCUUCAUCCGCGACUUCGCCAUUCCCCACUCGUGGUGCCAAGCCAUCUGCGUCGCCGGCCGUCCGGUGGGCUCCAUCUCCGUGGAGGUCGGCGAGGGCAGCAGCGCCUGCCGCGGGGAGAUCGGGUACGUGCUGGCCCACCAGUACUGGGGCAAGGGCAUCGCCACUGCGGCGGUGAGGAUGGCGGUCCAACAGGGCUUCGCCGCUUUCCCGGCUCUGCGUCGGAUCGAGGGGCUGGUCGAUUCCGAGAACUUCGGGUCCCAGAGGGUCUUAGAGAAGUGCGGAUUCAUCAGGGAGGGGGUUUUGAGAAAAUAUAUGCUUUUGAAGGGCCAGGUCAGGGAUAUGGUCAUUUUCAGUAUCCUCUUGGAGGAUAUCAUGCAUGAAUAAACCGAACAGAUCGGGUAUGAUCAGUGCCGAGACCCGAUUCAAACUCGCAGUGGUCAUGGUCAACACUUGUGAAGUUCGAUUAGGAACUGGAUCCGACUUUGAUCUUAAUAAAAGCUCCGACCUUAGUUAAAAAUGAUUGUUUCUGCAGAUUUCUCUCAUGGGUAUACUGCCAAAUCCAGAUUGUUUGGAUCUUCUCGGUUCAGGUAAUAUAUGUCAGUUACUUUGGAACUCAAAGUGAGUUCACGAUGGCAACAAUGUAAUGUAAGAAAGUGGUUAAGAAAUGAAACUUUUUCAA